UACAUCGCAGUUCAUUCUUCUUUCUCGUCGCGAUCGACAAGUCGUAGACGAGCUUAAGUACGUUCCCCAUUGGCCUAAGCGAAACCAAACUAAUACCAAUCUAUAUAUACGGAGCCCACGAAAGAAGUUCUAGUUAUACUCUUUCGUAUCUUAGUAUCUUUAUUGACAAUUUACUCCUAUCAUUGACUUUUUGGGUAGAAGAUCGUCAAGGGUGAACAAAGGUCAACAAAGUGUCCAGAAGAAGAUUCCCUUUAGGAGCAACAAAUAUGAGGACGAUAUGGUUGAUGUUGGUUCUCGUCGCCGUUGUGGUGAAUGCUCAACGCCGACUGGCCCUGCCUGAUCCACGAAGCUGUGCUAAUCGGGUACGGCAUGCUACUUAUAGGGACGCUAGAGGUGUUGCACAUUCAUACUUCUUCAGUUGGGAGCACCAACCGACUAGAAGCCUUGAAGUAGACUGGCUAGAUUCACGUAAUAUCUGUCGCAGACACUGUAUGGAUGCAGUUUCUCUUGAAACCCCACAAGAAAAUGAAUUUAUCAAACAGCGAGUAGCAAGAGGGAAUGUAAGGUAUAUUUGGACAUCUGGACGUAAAUGCAACUUCAAUGGCUGUGAUAGACCAGAUCUCCAACCGCAAAAUAUUAAUGGAUGGUUCUGGUCAGGUUCUGGAGCUAAGAUUGGUCCCACCACACAGCGUAACUCUGGAGAUUGGAGUCACACUGGUGGAUAUGGCCAAGCACAACCUGAUAAUCGUGAAGCUGCUCAGGGUAACGAUGAGUCUUGUUUGUCGAUUCUGAAUAACUUUUACAAUGACGGUAUCAAAUGGCACGACGUAGCCUGUCAUCAUAGGAAACCAUUUGUCUGCGAAGACAGCGACGAACUUUUGAAUUUCGUGCUUUCCAGAAACCCUGGCAUUCGCCUUUAAAAGCUUCUUUUUAUAGCUUCUGUGAAUUCUUGAAUGUUCAGUAUCUAAGAUCUCUUAAUCAACCAAGAAUAGCAAGGAACUUUUCUAUUUCUUGAUUUUUAAUUUAUAUGUUAUUAUGUAUCCAUUAUAAUUAAAAACUAAAUUAAAUCUCUUCGUUCAUUCACAAUUGUAUUCUAAUGAAUUUAUAUCCUUGAAAUCAAUUGAAUUAAAAUUUUAUCGAUUAGAUAUUAAACAAUCAAGAAUUACAUUAGAUUUAGAUUAACUAGAAGCUGCAUAUAUCUAAGUUUAACUUUUGUACCCUUUUUCUAUACAAAAUAAAAAGCAUUUGCCAAUAA
This is a messenger RNA of Bombus pascuorum, 1255 nucleotides long. Its product is annotated as L-selectin. The record is from RefSeq and is a predicted model, not a curated record. Bases 267 to 920 code for a protein of 217 amino acids. The transcript has 5 exons. Lineage: Eukaryota; Metazoa; Arthropoda; Insecta; Hymenoptera; Apidae.